GGCUUUUCAGCGCACCGCCGGAACAUGACGCCAACACGCUCUCUGGUGACGGUUUUAUUUUGAAAGUCGUAGUGAGUGCGCGCCCACUUGGCGUCUUGGAGCACUUGCGCCGUCGACUCACAUCUGGAGAGCGGCUCCGCGAUGGCUUUGAAAGAAACGGCCUCUCCGUGCGCCACGCGUAAAGGAAUGCACGUCUGACUCGACCCGACCAUGCCGAACUCCUGUCAUCCGGCUUUAUUAACUCCAUUUGAUCUGUCAGCGAGUCGGAGGCAGCGAGAGGCGAACCUGUAACUUGAGCCGUUGGCUCCAACAGCGGCUCCAACAGCUGGAACGGGGCCGGGAACAUCUGCAGCGCCUGUUCCGGAGCGCGCACCGUACAAUGAAGCUCGUGCCGGAUGAAACAUCCCAGGAAUGAAGCGAAGCCGUCGUGUGUGAAUGACAAGCUGAUGGGACGCGAUAGGCGCUCUCUGCCUUGACUUAGAGCGGAGUCUGCAACAGUUUAACGCGCACACGCGAACCCGAGUCGACGCGGCGAGGAUGUCUCAGAUGAAGUUUCCCUCCGAUGAGCUGCGCUCGCUCCCACCGAGACCAGUUUCCACGCGGAGACGGUUUGUGAAGCUGGGGAGGAAGAUAAGUGAUGGAUCUCAGCAGUCCGCUUCCUCUACGGGCAGUUCCUCCACCGGCCGGUCGGCCGAAGCCGUAGCGAUCAGACAGCCAAGCAAGAGUCGCAUCCAUCGCCAUGCCAACCGCCUCUCAGGUGUCUUCCGUGGACCCGCCUCCGCCUCCACCUCUGGCUCCAUGGCCCUGACAGCCAGCAUCCGCUCAUCGCUGUCCAUUCAGUCCAGGAAGUCCAGCAUGAUCGCUGCCGAUGCUCUGAUCGCUGACGACCCGUCUGAGCUGUCCAAUCAGAUCACUGCCCCGGGAAUCCUGAAGAUCUUUGGCAACGAAAUCUGUGAAGGGGCUCACUACAAAAGCGUGCUGGCCACCACGCACUCCUGUGCAAAGGAGCUGGUGAAAGAGGCCCUGGAACGGUACGGACUGAACAAGAAGGAGGCCGAGUCCUACGUCCUCUGCGACACCAUCGGCGCCGUCGGCGGCCAUCAGUGGAGGACGGAGGGCUUCCGGGUGGUCGGGGACAACGAGAAGCCGCUGCUGCUCCAGGCGCUCUGGAAGCCCAGAGACGGGAUGGCGAGACGCUUCGAGAUCCAGAGGAGGAGCCUGGCCGAGGAGAAGACGUCCAGGGACAAGGACACGGUCACUGCCGGUAUCAAUGCUCAGGCUCGCAAGCUGCAGAAGAGUCGCUCCAGGGUGACCUCCACUCUCAUAGAGAGGACUAUGGGUCGAGGCCACAGGCUCUGGAGGAGCAGAAGUGAGAUGGACCUCCUAGAUUCCGAGAGCGAGAACAAGCCGGAGCCCGACGCCGACAAUUGUGUGAAGAGUCGCAGCGAAAGCCUGAACCCAACCGCGCUGCAGAGCUGCGAGCGUCCAAAAAUAAACCCCCAACAGAACCACAUUCACAGCCCGCCGGGUCCCCCCGAGGGGGACGGCGGGUCGCGGGCCGAGACAGAGGCCCUCUGUCCGGCCGGGCCGAAAGACGAGGGCGAAGGAGAGGAGUCGGAGAGGGAGGAGACGGAGAGCAGCGACGAUAACACCACACAGUACUCCAUUCACCCUCCUCACGACUGUCCAUACCUGCUGCUGCUGCAGGGCUGCAGUCCCACUCAGGACUUUGUCAUCUACUUACUUGCGGCACCCAGCGUUUCGAUAGGCCGACCAGGCCACGGCGAGGACGCAUCCAAGCCUGACAUCCUCCUCUUCGCCGACGACGUUCUUCCGAGACACUGCCGCCUCCACCGCGGCGGCAGCGGUGGCGCCACGGCGCUCUGCCCGGAGCGGGAGGCCGCAGUCACCAGGAACGGCGAGACGCUGCAAGCGGAGACGCCGCUCAGCCCCGGCGACGUCAUCGGCCUGGGUCGGCGCUACCUGUUUCUCUUCAAGGACCCCCUGACGCCCAAAGAAGUUAGCAGCGCGGCGCCUGAGCUCAGGAUCCCGGGUCACGCGGCUGCCGCUGCAACGAGCAGCGCUGCAGCCAUGAGCCACCGCGUGGACCCUCGGGCCCCAAUGCUCCUACGGUCGCCCCAGGGCCGCAGCCUGACUCUGAGCUACGAGGCUGGAGACGAGGAGCGUAUCGUGGAGGAGGUCGUUGCAAUGGGAAGUGGCAGCGGGGAAGAGAGGCCGCCGCUGACGCCGGCGUUUUUGCUGUGCGCGUGUUUGCAGCAUUCGUCCACAAGUCUCCACACCUCGGACCUGCGCAGGCUUCUGCUGCUUACUGCCCGCGGAGUUCAAAGUGCCGUGUGGGAGUGCACUAAGGAUCUCGCAGCCGCUCAGCCUGAAGCUCUCGACGUUGACGGGCCAAACCCAGAGGGCCUACCGCCCUUCAGCCUGCAGGAGGCCGUCCCGGGACUUCGCCCCCUGGUGGUGUGGAUGUCCAACAGUCUGGAGCUGUUGCACUUCAUCCAGCAGCAACUGCCUCUCUUUCUGGAGUGGAGAACCAGAAAGGAACAAGGACAUGAAGAUGAGAGCGAAGAGAUACAGAAACUGGCCAUGAAGGAGCUUCAUCUGUCAUGUGUCAGUUCAGCGAGUGAGGAGACAAUGGCCGUCCUGGAGGAGGUCGUCCUGCUCGCCUUCCAGCAGUGCGUCUAUUACAUCACCAAGAUCCUCUACCCCGUCCUGCCGGGCCUUCUGGACUGCAACCCCUUCAGACAGAGCGCCGACCCGCGGGUGGCCGGGGAGGUCCGGGCCAUCGUGAGCGUCCUGGCCGACACCUGGAGCCUGCUCUCGGACGCCCAGCUCCAUCCUGACAUCGCCUCCCAGCUCGUCGGCUACCUCUUCUACUUCAUCAACGCCUCCGUCUUCAACUCCCUCAUGGAGAGAGGCUCAGAGCCAGGGUUCUACCAGUGGUCCAUGGGCGUGCGGAUGCGAGCCAAUCUGGACCUGCUCCUGGACUGGGCCCACGCCACCGGACUGGGGGAACUGGCCUCGGAGCACACCCAGAAGCUGUCGUCGGCCAUCAACCUGCUGGCGACGCCGAGGAAGAGCUUACUGCAGACAUCCUGGGCGUCCCUGCGCUCUGACUACUCCGCUCUGAACCCGGCCCAGCUCAACCACCUGUUGAGCCUCUACAGCCCGGCCUGUCCUCAGAACCUGAGCUGGGCUCCAUCGGGGGGCGACCGGGCAGCGGCACUGCAGCCUGCUGACGUCCUGGAGAACUUCGACACCCACCACCCGCUGGUGCUGCCCGAUGGGGGGCACCAGUUCCAGCUCGCGAGGCCAGUCAGGGUUCCAGGUGUGAGCGAACAGCUGGAGCAGCUCAAAGCCUUCGUCGCCUCGCUUUCUCGUCCCCACUUCAACGACGUCUCAGCUGGAAAGCACCAGAGCGGUAGCGAUUUGAAGGACUCUAAAUCCGAGCCACCAGAAAUUCUCCGGGACCCCCCUCCCCCUUCCGCUACUUCUGCUGCCUCACCCCCGUCACCCCCGUCACCCCCCUCCCCCCUCUACCUGGACGAAUUCAGCUCCUGUGUCGCGGUCCUUUUGUCCCAGAAGCUCAAAAAUCUGGAGGUGCAGAGCAGAGAGGUGAACAGGUCCGCUCUGGAUCCCUCCUGUCUCCUCACCCCGCCCACCACCCCACACGUCGCAGACCCCGGGGAUCAGGCGAAAGCGGAGCCGGAGGAGGCGCACGAUGAAGGCGGACUAGUCUUUGAAUGCCUCGCUGCCCUCAGAGUAGACCCCUUGAAAGCAGGCUGCCCCAGCAUGAAGAGGAUUGUGGAGCUAAAGGAGGAAGACGACAAGCAGGAGGAAGACGAGGAAGAGUGUUACGAUGAGGUGUUUAGCCUGGAGCUGGAGCGAGGCGACCGAGGACUGGGCCUCGCUCUGGUCGACACCAAGGACACGUCCCUGACGUUUAAAGGCGUCUUCAUCCGUGCAGUGCUGCCAGACUCCCCUGCAGCCCGGUGUGAGAAGCUGGAGCCAGGAGACAGGAUCCUGGCUGUUAACGGCGUCAGCCUGCUGGGCCUGGACUACCACAGUGGACGGGAGCUGAUCCAGUCAUCGGGGGACAGACUGAGGUUACUGGUCGCAAGAGCUGACUGGAUGGCGAAGGCCGUACACAGCGAGUGCUAGCUCCCGUGGCUGCCCUUUCACCCACGGACCUUGAAUGCACCAUCCAAGCUUGUCCAGGAUCAAGCGUUGUCCCUAAACACUCCCAGCAGCCUACUGUACAUGGAACUCGCUGUCAUAAAAAGACUUUAUUAAUCCAAAUGUCAAUUGAGAGAUAAGCAAUAAGAAAAAAAAAAGUCAUUUGCUUCCUUGAAUUAUUUUUUGUGUUCACUUUGAUAAAAUCAUUGGAUGAUUGUUGAUGGUGAUGUGAAGGUGAAGUGUUGGUCUGAAUGUUAAGUAUGUAUUAAACGACAGUGUAUCUUCA
Messenger RNA from Betta splendens (Siamese fighting fish), 4480 nucleotides. Its product is annotated as ras-associating and dilute domain-containing protein-like. NCBI's taxonomy places the organism in Eukaryota, Metazoa, Chordata, Actinopteri, Anabantiformes, Osphronemidae. Bases 538 to 4179 code for a protein of 1213 amino acids. Gene Ontology annotation, molecular function: GTPase binding. Gene Ontology annotation, cellular component: microtubule. The transcript is spliced from 18 exons. Gene Ontology annotation, biological process: neural crest cell migration; signal transduction; substrate adhesion-dependent cell spreading. The record is from RefSeq and is a predicted model, not a curated record.